This is a messenger RNA of Acanthochromis polyacanthus (spiny chromis), 683 nucleotides long. It is a transcript of the gene spx, whose product is annotated as spexin hormone. Lineage: Eukaryota; Metazoa; Chordata; Actinopteri; Pomacentridae. Bases 173 to 535 code for a protein of 120 amino acids. The record is from RefSeq and is a predicted model, not a curated record. The transcript has 6 exons. Gene Ontology annotation, molecular function: neuropeptide hormone activity.
GGAUUGAUCGGUGCCUCCGUUCAUUCACUCACUAACCACCCCCUUUCAUCAGACUGGCGUGACCUAUUGGAGCACACAGAAGGAUAUAAAUACAGGAGAGAACCAUCCCCAGACAUCACCCUGAACCUGGAGCAGUCUCUGCAGGACACCAGGCUCUCAGCACUCUGACACCAUGAAGGCUCUGAGGACCAUCACACUAACUUAUGUUCUCACUCUGCUACUGUUGGCAACGUUCAUCUCACAGUCAUGGAGCGCACCAAAGGGCUCCUAUCAGCGGAGAAACUGGACCCCGCAGGCCAUGCUGUACUUGAAGGGCACACAGGGACGCAGGUUCAUCUCAGAGGACCGAAAGGAGGGAGAUGUCUAUGACACACUGCAUUUAGAGACCCGCAGUCAGAACACAGAAAAGCUGAGUGUGGAUCAGGCUGCCACUGUCCUGCUGAACUUCCUGCAGCAGGCCAGAGAGGGAGCCGAUGAAAAUCCAGACGAGGUGUAUUUCCAGGAGCUGCCAGUGUGGAAGAGAGAAUACUUCUGAUAGUGUUUGUAAAGCUGUCACGCAGCAUCGUCUUUGAUUUAAAGUUUUCUGUUCUGAGCGAAGGAAGGGAACAGCUGUUUUAUAAAUAUCACUUCUCUGACAAAGUUUGAAAUGUGCCGUUUUAAUAAAAAGAUUUGAAUUCAUAGCA